Molecule: messenger RNA, 2999 nt
Organism: Frankliniella occidentalis (western flower thrips)
Lineage: Eukaryota; Metazoa; Arthropoda; Insecta; Thysanoptera; Thripidae
Gene: deltaCOP
Product: coatomer subunit delta
Exons: 11
Coding region: 127-1695 (522 amino acids)
Biological process (GO): Golgi localization; retrograde vesicle-mediated transport, Golgi to endoplasmic reticulum; endoplasmic reticulum to Golgi vesicle-mediated transport
Cellular component (GO): COPI vesicle coat; cytosol
Source: RefSeq, a predicted model, not a curated record
AACGUUUUGUUUUUCCCGGUAGAAGGCUGUGGGGGUAAUAGCAGCUGACAAGUUCAAUCCCACGUCACCAGAGUCAAUGUUGUUUUAUUGGUUUUAAAGUUUGUUAGAUCUUUUCAUCAGCUAAAAAUGGUGCUCAUUGCAGCAGCAGUUUGCACCAAAGCGGGCAAAGUUAUAUUUUCCCGUCAAUUCGUGGAGAUGACGAAAGCCCGCAUAGAAGGGUUAUUGUCAGCUUUCCCUAAGCUUAUGUCAUCUGGGAAACAGCACACUUUUGUUGAGACAGAAUCGGUGAGAUAUGUGUAUCAGCCAUUAGAUCGCCUCUAUAUGCUGCUAAUUACCACCAAAGCUAGCAAUAUCUUGGAAGACCUGGAAACACUCCGACUCUUUUCUCGAGUGAUACCUGAAUAUUGUCACAGCAUGGAUGAGGCUGAAAUUUUGGACAAUGCUUUCAAUCUAAUUUUUGCAUUUGAUGAAAUUGUGGCCCUGGGUUAUCGUGAAAGUGUUAACUUAGCUCAAAUUCGUACUUUUGUUGAGAUGGAUUCUCAUGAAGAAAAAGUGUACCAAGCUGUUCGCCAGACACAAGAACGUGAGGCAAAGAACAAAAUGCGUGAAAAAGCCAAGGAAUUGCAUCGUCAAAAAAUGGAAAAUGCUAAACGCGGAAUCAAAGGAGGAUCAAGCAGUUAUGGUGGAUCUGGAGGUUUUGGUGCUAAUAGCACAAUGUCUGCUAUGGGGGGUGGCUCAAACUUUAAAUCAAGUGCUGAUAAUGUUACCAGUGAUGUUCCUCGUUCAUCGUACACUCCUAUUUCGAAGCCUGCUGGACCUACUAAGGCAAUGAAAUUGACCAACAAGGGUCGAGAUGCUGAGUCAUUUAUUGAGUCACUGAAAUCAGAGGGAGAAAAUGUUGCUGCCCCUGUUGCAAACAAACCAACUGGCACAUCACAAAAAAUCUCUACUGCACCACCUGAAAAUGCUGACCCGAUUCAUUUACGGCUGGAAGAGAGAAUGGUUGUUGAAAUUGGCAGAGAUGGUGGAGUACGAAAUUUGGAGGUACAUGGAUUUGCCACCCUGAGAAUCAGUGAUGAGAAAUUUGGACGCAUUCGUGUAAGCUUGGAGAACAAAGAUCAACGUGGUAUUCAGCUACAGACACAUCCAAAUGUUGACAAGGAACUGUUCAAACUGAAGUCGCAAAUUGGUUUGAAGAAUCCUGGUAAGCCUUUUCCAAUGCAAACAGAUGUUGGUGUUCUCAAGUGGAGAUUCCACUCCACUGAUGAGUCUUCUGUCCCCUUGUCAAUCAACUGCUGGCCAUCUGAAAAUGGACAAGGAGGGUGUGAUGUUAAUAUUGAGUAUGAACUGGAACAUACUCAUUUGGAGUUAAACGAAGUGUGCAUCACCAUUCCUCUUUCUAUUGGAUGUAAUCCUGUAGUUGCUGAGUGUGAUGGCGAAUAUAAUCAUGACUCUCGAAAAAAUGUAUUGAUAUGGUCUAUGACCAUCCUUGAUUCGUCCAACAAGACUGGAUCACUUGAAUUCUCAGCACCCAAUUGUAACCCAGAUGACUUUUUCCCUCUGCAAGUCAACUUUGUCUGUAAACAGUCUUAUGCAAAUUUGAAGAUCACCGAAGUGCUACAAGUUGAUGAUAAUUCACCUGCGAAGUAUUCAUCAGAGACUGUUCUUUUCACAGAUAAAUAUGAAAUUGUUUAGAUGUUAGUUUUGAAGGGGUCAUGUACUUUGUAAACAAGGUUUGUAAUCGUGAUAAAUGAGAAAAAUAUGUAUGCAUUGAACAUGAUGAUUGUACCCUGAAGCCUUUGAAUUUUCUCAACAUUGCAUCUGUAGAAAGAAUGAAUUUGUAAAAAAAUAGAAUUAUGGAUCAAUUUUUAAAUUCAGUAUUUUUUGCAUGGAAAAAGUUAUUCUAUUCUAUGAUCUGUACAGAAAUCAUCUCUAUGAGCACAUAUUUUAAUUUUCACUUUAUUCCAAGGCAGGGCAUUUUAAUUUUGAGUAUAUGUCAUCUACUCUUGUAAAUAUUUGUAGGCACAGAAUUGUAUAGAGCUCCAGGGAUAGAACUUGAUAAGAAUAACUCUGUUGACUUGUACAGUACAGUUGUGAAUAUAGACAUCAAUGAGAUAUAACUUCUUAUGGUUGGUUCAGAGUUAGUUCACAAAGCGCAAGCGUGAUUUUAACGCCCACAACUUUACAUAGCCAUUGAGAGACUGACUUUCGUCACGCCUGGCGUGGUACUCGUGCUUGUGUUUUGUGAACUCUGAAUCCAUCUAAAUAAUGCUAUUGAACAGGAUUAUAAUCAUUUGAAAUUGACCAUAUGGGAAUAAGAUUCAUCACCCCUCAAGAUGAGGUGGUUGUUCUGGAAUAUUUCUGAGUUGAAACAGUGGUGAUGCUACUCAUUUCUCAAGGUUCACUUGGUCCUGUUUUAUUUUGAUAUUUCCACUUGAGUGACCGUAAAAUUCCCUUAAGAUAAUGCUUGCACGCAAAUUUUUACAUCUGAGAAAAUGUACUCAUAAAAUUACCCAUGUGGUAGAAGUUUUGCACAUUUUUGAUGGGUUUGGUAGCCCUUUCAACACUUAAAGCAAACUGGCAAAAUUCCAGUUGCAUAGUUGUUUGGAUAUUGCCUAUCUUAAAUCGUUGAUUUCUGAUGUUGUCCACAGCAUUUAUAUUUCAUAGACCACCCCAAAAUUCAGAAAUGUGCAUCAAAACAGCUAUUUUUUUAAAAUCUCAUACUCUUAUCUAUACAUGUCAUUCCAUGUAAAGUUUCACGACUGCAUAGAUUGGUGAAUGAUCAUUGAUCAUAAUGCCCUGUAAGGAACUGAAAAGAUUCUAUUUUGUUGACGAAUUAGGGGAAGUGGUCGGUAAAGACAGUAUAAGUUGUAUGGCAUCCACCAUAUAUUAUGCUUAGUUGUUUUGUUUAAUUUUUGUGUAACUUUUUAAUCGAACGCUCUACUUCUUGUCUAUCUAUUUUUUGUUUGUUUGUGAAAUAAACGAUAUUGAUACGCGGC